AUGCCUCGAUACGAGCUGUCGCUGAUCCUGAAGAUGAUGCAGCGACCGGAGACAGCGGCCGCCCUCCGCCGGACAGUGGAGACUUUGAUGGAGCGGGGCGCUGUGGUCAGGGACCUGGAGAACCUGGGAGAGAGACUGCUACCCUAUAAGAUAACCAAACACAACCAGAGGCAUACCCGAGGGGCUUACUUUCUCAUCGAUUUCUACGCAGCCCCCAACAUCCUCACAGGUUUAUUGGAUCACCUGCACCGCGAUGUGGACGUAGUGAGGCCCACUGUGCUGAAGAACGACUCUCAGGUUUCCAGUCACAGAUGCUGUGGGCCCCAACAGUGA
This is a messenger RNA of Sphaeramia orbicularis (orbiculate cardinalfish), 333 nucleotides long. It is a transcript of the gene mrps6, whose product is annotated as mitochondrial ribosomal protein S6. The coding region runs from base 1 to 333 and encodes 110 amino acids. Gene Ontology annotation, cellular component: mitochondrial small ribosomal subunit; ribosome. The transcript has a single exon. Gene Ontology annotation, biological process: translation. Lineage: Eukaryota; Metazoa; Chordata; Actinopteri; Kurtiformes; Apogonidae. Gene Ontology annotation, molecular function: structural constituent of ribosome; small ribosomal subunit rRNA binding. The record is from RefSeq and is a predicted model, not a curated record.